Molecule: messenger RNA, 549 nt
Organism: Durio zibethinus
Lineage: Eukaryota; Viridiplantae; Streptophyta; Magnoliopsida; Malvales; Malvaceae
Source: RefSeq, a predicted model, not a curated record
AUGGGAGAUGACUUGUAUUCUGAAAGUGAAUUUCCAUUGUUGUACAGCAUGUCCCAUGACAGUGAAGAAAAAGUUGCAGAAAAUCAAUGGCGUAAAAAAGUUGGCAAAAAAGCAGAGCUUUACGCCUAUGAGAAGAACCCCGAGAUUCAAAACGAAAUGCUAGAUCAAGGCAAUAGUUGUUCUUUUACUGAUGAAUCUAAUGAUCAUGACAAGGGUAAGGACAAUCAUGACCAAGCUGUCCAUAAUGAAGUUAAGGAAUUUUUUGGCAAUUUUGGAGGACCACGGCCAGGAUGUGCAAGGCUGCCACCUCCACCACCACCUUUUCCACCGCCAUCAUAUAGGUAUGGACAGUAUCCACUAGUUUAUCCCUACUCACCAGCUUACCGGAUAACAAAGCCGCCGUGGCCAUAUCCAUAUAACUUCUAUGAGAAGAAGGAACCUCCGAUAGGCAACUCUGUUUUUCACUCAUUUCGUAAUGAUAACGUUAAUGCUUGCAGCAUAAUGCAUUUAGGUGAAACUGUCAACAUUCAACUAAAUUUGAACAAUUGA